UGCAACGAGUUCGAGUCGGUUUUUCAAUCUGUCACCAAGCGCUUGAAAAAUUCAGUGCGGGAAAUCGUUUUUCGUGUCUUUCCGGCGUUUUUCAACCCAUUUCCUUUUGAAAAGUGGUUCUCAAACAGCAGCAGACCAUCGUUUGUUAAAUUCAACUCGAUUUUAGUGGUUUCCGAGGCACAGCGCAAACUCGAACUUUUCUGCUGACGCCAGAUUUUGACGGCGGCACAAUGAACCGAAAGCAGCUCGUCUAUGUGGAGAACGUUCCGCCGACGACCAAAGAGGAACAGCUGGUGCAGUACCUGGAAAAGACGGCCCCGGUGCUGCAGGUUUACUUCCUGAAGGAAAAGCAAUGCACGAAGCGGUCCCUCGCGGCGUUUGUCAGGGUGGCCAGCGAAGCCGAUGUGCCGCUGCUGUUGGCCCGGGACCAGCAAAACUUUCGCGGCAAGCGCCUCUUCAUGUUGCCGACCGAAACGCCGCAGCAGUUCCAGGCUGAAUUGACCAUCAUCGUGCGGAACAUCCACCAGAAAAUCAACGAAGAAUCGCUGUUUGAUCACUUUGAAGACUGCGGCAAGAUAACGUGGUUGCAGGUUCGUACCGACGAUUUUGCGUACAUCGGCUUCGAGGACAAGACGGCUGUGCGUCACGCAAUGGCCAAGAACAACAUCCCGCUGAAGAACAGCCAGCUCAAGGUGCAGAUUCUUACCCGGAACGUGGACAUCAUGAUCGUGAAUCUGGACACGCUGCCCAACCGGAUGCCGGAGCUGUACCGUCAGCUGUGUCAACCGGUGGCACCUCGAGCCAACGCGGGUCAGCAGCCGGAACCGAUGGAUCAGGAUCCUCCCCUGAACCAGUCACAGGUCCAAAGGCAAAGUCAGCAGCAGCAGCAACGUCCUCAGCAAAACCAACAGCAAGGUACGCUGGUUGAUAAGCUGAAGGAGAAAGCCAACCAGUUGGCUGGAAAACAGCCACCAUUCCAGCAGAACCAGAACCAAAAUCAACAACAGCAACAGAAACAGCAGAAUCCACAGCCGCAACGGAACCAAAACCAACAACAACAACAAAAUCAGCAAAAACAACAGCAGCAGCAGCAGCAACAAAACCAACAAAGGCAACUGCAGCAACAACAAAACCAACAGAGACAACAGCAGCAACAACAACAGCAGAAGUUGCAGCAGCAACAAAAUCAGCAAAAGCAACAACAACAACCUAAACCGCAACCCGUUCAGCCGGUCCAAGCCCCGAAGGCACCCGCCGUGACCAACGGUCAAGCGGCCAAGCCACCGCAACAGGCGCCGGUCGUCGAAACGAUGGACUUUACGGCGGAUGACUCAAACGACUUCCAAGCCGACGAAAUGGCCACGGACGUGGAAAUUGUCGAAGACACCGUAGAAAUCGUCGAUCUGGACCUGGACGAGGUGGAAAUCGAGGAGGACACCUCGACGAUCCCUCCGAUCCCGUCAAAGUACACCCAAAAGCCAACGGAUUACAUGCGCGCUGUCAAGGCGUCCGAGCUGAACCUGAUCGACGUCGAGCUAAAGAGCCCGGGCGAUCGGUGCGCCGUGUGGGUGAACAACAUCCAGCCGGAAACGCGCCGGCUGGACAUUGCCAAGUACAUGGAGCAGUUUGGCAACGUGGAGAGCUUCAAGGUUGGCACGUCGAAGGCUUGCUUCUUCACCAACUGGGCCAAGGUGAUCUUCUGCGACGAGGAGAGUGCCGAUCGGGCGGCCGAGUACUUUUUGCACCCGUUCCGUGGCCAGUACCUGUUUGUGCUGUCGUGCAAGAAGGCCGUCGACGAGGUGCCGGAGAAGUGCUUCGUGAUUGACUAUUUGUCCAAGUACAUCACCUACGAGGACGUUGUGCGCGCGUUCAAACCCGUCGGAGAGGUGUUCUACAUGGUUCGGCUGUACAACAACACGUCCAAGGUGCGCAUCUUUUUCGUGAAGACCGUUAGCGCGGCCAAGGUGCUCGCCAUCAAGACGGUCGACGGAUGCGCCAUCAAGGUGGAGACGUUCCAGAAGGAUAUGGACCUGAAGAUUCCGAAGGCCAAGAUGCUGCAGUACAAGGAGUCGCGGGACAUCAUCACCAGCAAGAAGGCGGCACGCAUCGCUAAAAUCUACGACGUAGCCAAGCAGGAAGCCCACGACCGCACAAACAACCGGCCCGGAUACGUCAACCCGGAUGUGAAGAAAAAUCCCGUUGAGAUCAUCAUCCACAACGUGUCGAAAAGCGUCAACGAUGCUCGCAUCACCGAAUUUCUCAAGCCGGUCGGCGUUCCGACCGGCAUUCGCCGCGUUCCGGAACCGUUCGACGACCUGGCCGAGCAGGUGUUUGUCGGGUUUAGUACGCUCUCGAAGGCACUGACCGCGGCGCAAAUGUCCAUCACGGAGACGCUGGGUGGCUUCACGCCGUUCGUGUUUGCCGCCUGGACGGUGCCCGCGAUGAAGGACGACAACACGGUCAAGUUGCGGUUCGAGGCGGGAUCCAACCCGACCAUUCAAAGCAUCCACGACGGAAUGGCCGUUUACGGGGCGGUGCGUUACGUGGGCAAGACUGCCGCCGAUCAGGCCAUUGUCGUGUUCAAGUGGCUCAAUCAAGGCGUGCAAAAGGCCACCGAGGUCCAGCAGAUUGGCACCGUGAAGGUGGUCAGUGCAGAGAAAUUCAGCUCGAAUUCGUUUACCGGCGCCUCGAAGCCAGAGGAGAAUACAAUCGUAAUCGACGACGAUGAUGAAGUUGUGGUCGUUACGAGCGACGUUCCGGCCAACAAGGGGAAGGCCAAUCAAGACAACGCGAAACCGAAACCGGCCAAUAACAACCAAAAGCGUCAACAGAACCAGCCACAAAAUCAGCAGCGUCAACAGAACCAGCCCCAAAAUCAGCAAAGACAGCAGCGUCCGCAGCAGCAGUUCCAAAACCAGAGGGAACCGUCGCCGUCGCAGGAACUUCGACAGAUGUUUAACCGACCGAACCGAAACUUCCAGAACCAGAACAGUACCCAGCAACAGUUUCAGCAACGUGCUCAACAGUUCCGUAUGCAACAGCAGCAACAAGAACAGCAAAUGCAGCAGCGCCAACCGACCAACCCGUGGCAAGUGCCGGAUCCCCAGAUUCGUCCGUUCAUUCAUGAAAAUCCUCGCGAACAGUUUAUGCGACCCAACCAAAACAACCAGUUCAGACAGAACAACUUCAACAACCAGUUUGAUCGCUUUGGACCGGGCGGCGGCGGCGGCAAUCAGUACGGCGGACCGAAUGACAUGUUCAACCGCGAGCGUCCCCAUCCGAUGGACAACAUGGACGACUAUGGUAUGAGACGCGACAACUUUAACCGUGGCCAGCCGAUGUUUGUCGACGAUCCGCCGCUGGAUCGCUUCCAGGAGCCGAUUCCGCCAUGGCGCCAGCGUUCCCCGUUCGGGCAGCAACAGCCGAUGUUUAACCGUCGUGACGAUGACGAUGAGCUUGGCAACAUCCCGUCGAACAUCCCGGAGGAAGAUCUGGACGAGUACAUUAUGCGCAAGCAGGAGAUGAUCAAGCGUCGCCUGGAACAGCUGGACAAACAGCUGAUCUGCUCGGUGGAGAGUUCCCGCCAGCACGAUAUGGACAUGCCGCCACGACGUGGUGGAGGUGGUCGCGGUGGUGCCACCGUCAUCAGCCACACCGGCGAUGUCCACUUUGUGCCGAAUCCGGCCGCGGCGGCCCGCGCUCGCAACAACAACCCACGUGGACGGAACAACCAGGGUGGUGCCGGUCGUCCGAACCGCCCGAAUGAUCCAAAGGGUGGAGCUAACGCUAAUCGCAGCACCUACCGUAACCGCAAUCCGUUCGACGACGUUGAGAUUGUGCCGAUCAUUCGGGACCGCGAUGGGUCGCCGUCACCCAAGCGUAACCGUGAGGCGGGGCAAAAGGAAGAUAACUUUGCUGACCGCUUCAACGCUGCAUGGAGCUAAAUGCUCAGCGCUAAGGCGGCGGUCACUUAUCUUGAUUAAUAUUUACUAGAAUUACAUUGCUAUUUCCCGUACUCCCCAAGUGGAGAGUACACAUUUUUUCAACGAUUGACAUAAUUUGCAAGUGACACUAAGGUGUAUCGUAUCCAGACUAAAGUAACUUGAAUAAACGUAUUACUAGUGCAAA
Molecule: messenger RNA, 4128 nt
Organism: Culex quinquefasciatus (southern house mosquito)
Lineage: Eukaryota; Metazoa; Arthropoda; Insecta; Diptera; Culicidae
Exons: 8
Coding region: 231-3944 (1237 amino acids)
Molecular function (GO): RNA binding
Source: RefSeq, a predicted model, not a curated record